Messenger RNA from Symbiodinium natans, 768 nucleotides. The record is from the annotation of a GenBank genome assembly. NCBI's taxonomy places the organism in Eukaryota, Dinophyceae, Suessiales, Symbiodiniaceae.
AUGAAGCAGCUGCUGCUGCUCCUCGGGCUGCCUGCGCAGCCUGUGCACGCGGCGCAGAUAUCGGCAGAAGUCACCCACACAGGACAUGUGGAUGCCCGCUGGAUGCGGUCACAGGCUUCGAUGCGAGAGGAGGACCAGUGGCGGCCAAGUGCGCAGGCGGCGUUCCCAAGACCCUCCGGAUAUGCCUCAUAUGGCCCGAGCUGGAGCUCGGGCUGGGGAAGCGCAGCGGCAAGCGGGCAGAGACACCACUCCUGGGGCUUCCCAACGCAGGCAGCGUGGGACCAGGCAGCUCCUUCUGCAGCUGCUGCGGCAGCUGCAGUUCCUUCGGGCCUUUCGGGCCCGAGCCCGGCGGUCCGGGCGUCCCCGGCGUCCCCGGCGUCCUCGGUGUCCUUGGCUCCGAGUGCCCGAGGGCCCGGAGGGCCCGGGCCGAGCAAUAUCCAGGAGGCCGAGGCGGAAACGAAGAAGUUCUUCGAGAUCGAAGCGAUGGUGGCCCGCGAGACCGGCCUCCCGGUGAACAGCAGCGAGGCCGCUCAGGAGGAGGCCGAGAAGAAGGCCGAGGCCAAAGACGCGGAGGAGGAUGAGGAGGCAGAGCGAUUUGAUGCCUUGUAUGCGGGCAUGGUCUUGGUAGUCCUGCUGGCAGCCGGCGGGACUUUCUACUACUACCGACGUUCACAGCAACUCCAAAAAGACUUGGAGAAGCUGAAGCUCGGAGAGGCACCGGCCAUCCCAGCAUCCGCACCGGAAGCGACGGCGGCUCCUGGGAGCUGA